CCGAAGUACCCACAGCAGCGGACGAACGGACGGACGGAACUCGGCGUUUCUCCAACAUCACCAACUGCUUCAGACAGAGACGCCGCCACCGUCGACCAUCGCGCACAACGAGGCGCGCCCGGUGCUUAGCCGCACAUGGAGCCGCCGCACGCAUUCGACGCCGCCGCCGACAACAAGCCGCGACUCCAACUGCCGGCAAGCUGCGACCCCCCGUCAGCGACCUCACCCACGAAGCAACUCGUAUGGAUCAUCUUCGGAGGCACCGGCCACAUGGGCCGCUCGCUAGUCAAGUGUGCGCUCUCCCGCGGUGACCUCGUCACCUCUGUGGGCCGCGUCUUCGAGUCCCGCCCUGAGGAUAUGGCCGGCAUCCACGCCAACUGCCUCGGCAUGCUCUGCGAUGUCCGCUCCCGCGAUUCCGUCGCCUCUGUUGUCCAACAGACCCUGCAUCGCUUCCGUCGCAUUGACGUUGUCGCCAAUUGCUCUGGCUACGGCGUCAUAGGCUCUUGUGAGGACCAGGACGAGCACGACGUGCGCAAUCAAUUCGAGACAAACUUUAUGGGAACCGUCCACAUCAUUCAUUCAACCCUGCCGUACUUUCGCAGGCAGAAUACCGGCCGCUAUCUCAUCUUCAGCUCAACCUCUGGCGCCUUAGGCGUCCCGGGCUUGGGUCCCUACUGUGCGUCCAAGUACGCCGUCGAGGGUCUCAUCGAGGCCAUGCUUUAUGAGACGGAUGCCUACAACAUCAAAGCCACUCUCAUCGAGCCUGGCCUGGUGAGGCGCGAUGAGCCCGAUACGGGCGAGAGCCCUCUGCCCACUUGGGGUCAUUUCCUCAUCAAGCCCCCCAGCGAUGACUACGCCCACGCCACCUCGCCUGCCCUUCAUGCCAAGAGGAUGGUGCAAUGGCUCGGAGAUCGCCAGCCCACUAGCGCAGUCAAGUGCGCUGAGCUUGUCUGGCAGCUGGCUCACUGCUCCUACCCACCCUUGCGACUGCUUCUCGGCAGUUAUGCCAUCGAAAGCAUUCGCGACCGCAUGCGCUCAGUCACGGAAGAACUUGAGGAUUGGAAACAUCUUAACUUCCCCGCCCCUCAAGAAAACGAUAAGGACUUGAUUCGAGACAGCGGAUCGAGCGAUCAUACAAUUUUAAAUACUCUAUCCUAAAGCCAAGCCGAGCUAUUCAAAUAUUUUCUUGUUGUAUAUAUGUAUCAAAGUCAUAAUAGUAUAACUAUGUAGUUUUCUUCAAGCU
Messenger RNA from Purpureocillium takamizusanense, 1243 nucleotides. RefSeq names its product 1,2-dihydroxy-3-keto-5-methylthiopentene dioxygenase. The transcript is spliced from 2 exons. The record is from RefSeq and is a predicted model, not a curated record. Lineage: Eukaryota; Fungi; Ascomycota; Sordariomycetes; Hypocreales; Ophiocordycipitaceae. Bases 136 to 1158 code for a protein of 340 amino acids.